AUGGGCAAGCAUAGCAACGACACUCCCGACCGGAGGCCACGUGAAAUCUCGUCAUUCCAGUCGCUCUGCGGUCUGGUCUGGCGCGCCAUCACGCGGGCCCGAAAACUCGAUCCUGCCCGAAUAACGACGUUCCGGAUGGCGGUCAACUGUCGCGGGCGGCUCGACCCGCGGCUCGAUCCGCUCUACUUCGGGAACGCCAUCCAGAGCAUCGCCACCGAGGCGGCCGCCGGAGACGUGGUCGGGCCCGGGCUCGGCCCGCGGUGGUGCGCGGAGAGGCUCGGGAUGGGCGUGGCGGCGUACGGGGACAAAGCCGUGAGGGGUUACGUGGAGGAUUGGGAACGAGAACCGAGGUGUUUUCCGCUCGGGAACCGAGACGGUGCCACGAUCACGAUGGGGAGCUCGCCGAGGUUUCCGAUGUACGAUAACGACUUCGGGUGGGGCCCGCCGGUGUCCGUGAGGAGCGGGCGGGCAAACAAGUUCGACGGGAAGAUAUCGGCGUUUCCAGGUAGGGAAGGGGGAGGGUCGGUUGACCUAGAGGUGGUGCUGGCGCCCGAGACGAUGGCCGGGUUGGAGACCGACCCGGAGUUCAUGGAGUAUGUCUCGAGUCGAUAA
Messenger RNA from Striga asiatica, 612 nucleotides. NCBI's taxonomy places the organism in Eukaryota, Viridiplantae, Streptophyta, Magnoliopsida, Lamiales, Orobanchaceae. The record is from the annotation of a GenBank genome assembly.